AUGGCCUGGCUCCCGACAUUCCUUGUGGAGAAAGAGGCCGGAGGGACACAAUGGGCUCGGUGCGCCGAACCUCUGGAGGUUCAGGGUCGUCAUGUGCGAGAUCUGCUUCCAACACUGAUGCCAUGUGAUGGUGACCUGUCCGGACAAAUGUCGCUGCUCAGAAANCAAGCCAGAUCGGAGGUUCCGUUCCAAUUGGACGAGCUCGGACUGAUCUCGGACGGUCUAAGCGUGGAUUGUUCCGAGGUUGGAUUGACCAGUUUACCAGAUAAAUUACCCACAAACACAAAAGAUUUAAACUUGCGCAAUAACCGUAUUCGAGAGAUCAAAGCCGAUUCUAUUCUGACCCAGCUACCACAUUUACAAACGCUGCUUUUAGAAGGAAAUCGAAUUGAGAAAAUCGAUAAUCUGGCAUUUCGUUCGAAUCGGGAAUUGAGAAAGCUAAUUCUGAGCAACAAUUCUUUGAGUUCCUUCGAUCAUCGCAUACUGAAAGGAUUGAACGAGUUACAAGUUCUGAGUUUGAGUGCCAAUCCGCUCAACUGUGAUUGCCAUUUGAGCUGGCUUCCGGAUUGGCUUCGUGAUCAUGUGAACCAGGUUAUUGCGGGACCGUUGCCUCCCACUUGUGUUGAACCCGAACAACUCGCCGGUACCCCGGUGGCCAGUUUGGCCCGUUAUCAUUUCACCUGUAACAACAAGCCGGAAUCCGCGUGUCAUUUCGGAAACAAGGCGGUCACUGGAUCAGGUCCCAGUUCUCUUCCGUGCUCCGAUUCAACAUCUACAUGUUGUAAUGAACCAAUAGCAUUGUCUCCACCACGAUUCGGCUGUCCAACUGGAUGCACGUGUGAAGCAGAUGGUGUCUAUUGUUCCGAUCUGGGUCUGAUGGAAAUUCCCUUGGCAAUUCCUCCGGAAACCACGCAGUUGUAUCUCGGACGAAAUCAGAUCAAAACUUUGGAUCCGAAUCGAAUAGGACAUUUGAGCAAGCUUCAUACACUAGUUCUCAGCUACAACAAGAUACGCGAACUACCGGAAAAUGUGUUUGAGACACUGAAGAAUUUGAAGACUCUUGUGCUCAGCCACAACGAAAUUCAAUGCAUUCAUCCGAAUGCGUUCAAUGGACUGAACGGUCUUCGUGUAUUGAUUCUACAAGCUAACAACAUUUCCUCUAUCCCUUACGGGACGUUCAAUGGUCUGGUACAGUUGAAUAACAUUGCAUUGGGACAGAAUCCGCUUCAUUGUGAUUGCAACGGUAAAUGGUUGAAUAGCUUUUUCCGCCAGCAGUUCUUGGAUAACGGAAUCGCGCUUUGUCACAGUCCGGACAGUAUGCGAUUCAAAUCAUUGUACCACUCGAAACCCGGAGAUUUUGUCUGUCCUUGGAUCCGGCGAACAGGUCAAAAUCAUUCAGACGACAUGGCUACUGCACUGCUCUUGGAUGACUCUACUGGAGAGAUGGGUACAACCAUCCCCGAAUCAGGUUGGUGGACUGCAAGAUCUGUGGCCCCAGAUGAAGUGGUACGUAUGAGUCCGGAGGAACGGGAAUCAUUGGCUGUGGCUGCAAAAUGUUUACCUUGUAUGCUGAAUCCUUGCGCUAACGGUGGUCAGUGUGUGGCCCAGGGACAGCUGGAGUUUCACUGCACCUGUCCAGCCCCGUAUCACGGUAAACGAUGCCAGCAGGAGCAACAUGCCUGUUCACAGAAUCCCUGUCAAAAUGGUGGCCAAUGCGAGCUCACCUCAUUUCCCAGUGAAUUUAGAUGUACCUGCCCUAAAGGUUUUCAAGGUGAGCGUUGUGAACAGCCGGUAAAGUUCUGUUCACAUAAAUAUUGUGAGAAUGGUGGCACAUGUGAGAUUGUGAAUAACGAAUAUCGAUGUCACUGUGCGCCCGGAUUUCAUGGUGAGUGA
Messenger RNA from Echinostoma caproni, 1893 nucleotides. The record is from the annotation of a GenBank genome assembly. Lineage: Eukaryota; Metazoa; Platyhelminthes; Trematoda; Plagiorchiida; Echinostomatidae.